CAGAAUAGCCACAAAUAUGUACACAUAUAUACUGGUAUAAUGGGCUGCUCACAUUAGACCCUGUGGUAUAUGGUACUUGCACUCUACACCUAAAUAUAUAGUUCCAUUGAUAGACAAUCUACUUUUGGCCAUGAUAUACACAAACACUCAUUGAAGGCUGUGAGAGUGCGAUCCAGGGGUAUAACCACUAGAAACGAAACAUAAAUCAAACGGAACGAAACUGGGAGGGACCUACCUGAAUUAGUCCAAUAGAAACUCUUAUGUUCGUUGCAAAAACACAACUGUUUGCAACGGUUUGGACUAAUGACUACACCCCAGGUCACGCAGAGCCUGCGGGUAGCACCUUGCCCUAUACAACAGAGCCACCUUGUGGACACUUGGAUUAGUUCAGUCCAUCGGUAUAUUCUAAUAGCCUUCAGUUCUUCCCUCCCUGCAACAAGUUGAUUCAGCUCGGUAUUUUGAUUUGGGCAAUGAAGCAAAUAUAGUGUGACCAAUGCUUUAAUAGUUACUUAGUGGCUUUUGAGAGCGCAUUCAAGUUGUGGGCUGAGGCUUUGCAUCCGUGCGAGCGUCUGGCACACGACGGGUGCACUGCACUGGAAUCUCUUUCCUGGAGAAGAAAAGCUCAUGCGAAAGUGUGCAAGAUCAUACGUGGUCUAUGCCAGAAAUGACCCCCGGGAAGGCUGCAAAGGCAAAGGGAAGACAAGGAAGUUGACUCAACGAAUCAAGUGGCAGAAGGAUGCAAUCCUAGUGGAUGUAAAAUACAUAUUCCGUUGCACCCUGGCUGCAUAUUACUCAACAUAGCGCAUUUGAAUACGACCUGCAAGCCAGACAGUCCAACGAUAUUUCGUCUGAUUAAAUGCAUUGAUUAAAGCAACAUUAAUGGCUAUUUAAUUGUUGAUUUGAAACCCAUGGAAUGAUUUAAUCUUUCACAUGACUUUAACUUUUAUCAAAAGGGCUGUUGAGAUCUCAUUUGUUACUGUGGGCAAUAACACUUGCGCGCCUUGUCGAAAAUGUGAGCGUUUGGAUUUGAUUUCACCAAGAAGGGAAACAUGUGUCGCUGGAAUGAAGUUAACAUGAACACUUCGAAUAGUCUGCAAUGAUAGCCGGGGAAUGUGGAACGACCAUGCAUCGAAUUCUGCAGAGGAGAAAAGUGCGCAAACUUCGCUUCGUCUGGGUAUUCAUGGCCAUGGUGGCUCUGUCGCUCGCCGCCUGCAGCGCACUAUUUACGGCGUGGACCUGGAGACAGACGCUGGACCUGUCCCAGUCCGUUAAAACUCUGCAAGACCGAUUGGAGCAAGUGAACACUCAGCGUAAGGCCAUUGUUCAACUCAUCAUGGAGAAGAGAGAGUUGCUGGUGGGGCAAAGGGUGAAAAGAGAUGGGGGAACUGGGAAAGGGAAGAGUGGAAAUGGAAAGAAAGUGGCUUCUCAGUUUGAGAUAACCAAAGACACUGUUCAGAAAGUGGGAGCUGAUGGCUUGAUAAAAGGAUGGACGGACUCGGAGCAGUUGAAUAUGAGCAAAGCGGUGAAGUACAACAAAGACAGAGGCACCUUCACAGUGGAGAGAGCUGGAGUCUACUUCCUCUACUGUCAGGUGUUGUUCAAUGAGAAUCAGUCUCAGCUGGUGAAGUUGGAAGUGGCGGUGGUGAAGAGCGGCCAGCCGCAGCAGAAGCUGCAGUGCAUGGAGGGCUAUGGGACUACGCCUGCAUCCGGAUCCCACCAGUUCCACUUUCUCAAACCCUGCCAGGUGUCUGGCCUGCUGCGGCUAGAAAAGGGGGCGGAGCUACAGGCCAUCACAGGCGCCGGCUUCAGCCUCCACACCACGGGGAAGCACUACUUCAGCCUCUUCAAGGUCAACUGAGUUGCCGGAGAGGAUGGAAAUAUUGGAAGGAUGGAGGGGGUGGAAAAAUGGUUGAAGGAAGCGUUUUGUCCUACUCCAUGUAUUAAUGAGACACCCAACGUGACAUUCCUCAUAUGUUUUAUUGUGAAAUCUGGACCAAUGAUCUGGAGCAUUGGAAUAACUAUGGAUCAUGUUCGCUACAGACACUUUGUAUCAGAGGAGGCUGGUGGGAGGAGCUAUAUGAGGACUGGCUCAUUGUAAUGGCUGGAAUGGAAUUAAUGGAACCGAGUCGAACGUGGUUUCCAUAUGUUUGAUACCGUUCAAUUUAUUUCCUUCCAGCCAUUACAAUGAGCCUGUCCUCCUAUAGCCCUCCCACCAGCCUCCUCUGCUCUGUAUGAUACUUCUUCAAAGACAGAAGCUGUAAGGAAGACUAUAAAGGGAUACUUCUUCACUUCUAGACUCUCUUAGUGAUUCUACCCCUGCUGUUUUAAGGAAAACUCAUGGAAUGUUGUCUGGAUCAGUUGAUGGGGCUCGUCUGGAGUGAAACUCAUCCUCCUGACUCUCAGACUUCGCCUGAGCAUAGCAGGGAACUGACCCAUGAUGCACCUCUCUGAGGCGCUAAGCUGGUGGACUACUGAAUGAGAAGGAUUCUGAGUAAUGAGCCGGAUGGAUACGUUGGAACUAUGAGUCUCUCAUCCAUUGUAAUCCUUGCCCAUGUUAUCUCAGGAGUUGGGUCGUAUAUGUCUUUCACACACAGGAACGUAUAAAAAAAAAACUAUCCUAUGAUCUUACCAACUUCUCUCAGUCUAGAGACUCUUUAAGACUAUGCAUCUCAAUCUUUUAAACUGAAUCUCUUAACAUUGUAGGCCUAUCGUAUAUCAUUUUAGAUACAAAUAUUCAAUAUGUUCUGUCGAAUCACAUUGCAAUAUGUUACAUGAUUGUCAGUUUCAGACUGUACAUCGAAGCACUAGGGCCGGGAUUCAUUCCAAGACGCGUUAUAGAGCAUCACUCUAAACAGCCGACAAUGAGUCUUUUAAAGGCAUUUUCCCCAAAAUUCAUGAAGAUCGCAUCCACAGUAAUCGCCCCUUAUUGGCUCAAGAGCAAAUUACCUUAAAAAUCCAUUAUAGUGAGCUGUGUUAUGAGACUAAAUUGGAUUGAAUCCCUGCGUAGAUGUGUAAAUAAGGCUUAGCCUGUCGAGAUACAGUAUAUCAUGGUGGAAAUAUAAAUGAUUUUGUAUAUUGUAAUCACAAUACUUGUACUCAUUCCAAGCUCUCUUACGUGCUAUUUGCAGCAAUAUGUUUUGAACACAGACAAUACAAACAGAGUGUUUCUAGCAGGUGGUUUGGUUGAAUGGUUUAACACUCCUACUCUGGUUUAUAAGUAGUGUGUGGGUGACCACAUUGGCUUCUACUCAGCAAUUUACACACAUGCACACAUAUACACACACACAAAUACACCACAAUGCAAAAGUCACAUAAAUCUGGUUUUCAGUUCAAAACAGUCCUAAUUUCUCAUCAUUAGAUGGAAAGUACCUCAUUUGUAAAAAGAGGUCUAUUUGUGAGUCAAACCCAUAGGUCAAGGUUGAAGAACCAGUGAGAGGAUAUUGUGUGUGCACGUGUUUGCGAAAUUAUGUCUGCAAUGCUGGUUGUUGUUCUAAACUCACUUCCCCAAAGUCAAAUCAUUCUGGUUUCCAGCUGAAAAGCGCUGUAGUUUGUCAUCAUUCGAUCACAAGUGGAAAGUGUGUUAUUGUGUUGUAAACAUAUUUCCUGUUUGAUUUCCUAAUCCUUCUCCGCUUCCCUUUUGCACCUCACAUUUACCCCGUUUUGCAUCUAACAUUUCCCUUUCAGAACCCAACACACACACACACACACACACACACACACACACACACACACACACCUCUCACUUCCUGAAUCCAACCAGAACCAAAUAGCUGAACGCUUUUGAGGAAUCAAAUUCCUAACACUUCACUCCCCCAAUUCCUAUUUUUUUUAAAUGUCAAAAUUUAAUGCCAGCUUAAAAAGCCUUAUUUGGCACAAAGAGGCCUGUCUGUGAGAAGUCAAAAAAAGUAGGUCAAGGUUGAAGAACCAGCAAGGGGAUAUUGUGUGUGUACGUGUCUGCGAAAUGAUGUGUGCAAUGCUGGUUGUUGUUCUAAACUCACUUUCCAUAAAAUGGUCAACCUUUUUAAACCCUUUUAAUAUCUCCUUGUGUUCGCUUUCAACUCAGGCCAGGGACUACUACUGCUCUAUGAUACAAUAUGACAAACAAAAAAUAGAAAAUCUUCGUACCCCUCCAUUAUUCUCCAGCUUCCCCCAAUGACAUCACUGUAUUGCUAAAUAGAAUGUGUGGAACGCUGCACUAUUCUGGUUCUUUAAUCAUGACUCACAUACUACUGUGUAUUGGGUCGUCACCACCUGUGAUUCAUACUUCUGUAGCUCAAGGUCUGGAGUCAGUACAACACAGUGCAGACAGACUGGGAUGACCUCAUGUGAGAGCUAGAGGAGGCGAUUCAGCAGCCCAAUGUGCGUGUGUGUUUUCCUGUGUUGCUAUUCAAGCAUCCAUCCACGAAUCACAUCAUUUUGUUAAAUUUAAUUUGAUUUUAUUACAAACAAAACUCAAAAUAAAAAGAGAUGCAUUAUUA
Molecule: messenger RNA, 4478 nt
Organism: Salvelinus fontinalis (brook trout)
Lineage: Eukaryota; Metazoa; Chordata; Actinopteri; Salmoniformes; Salmonidae
Product: tumor necrosis factor ligand superfamily member 12-like
Exons: 6
Coding region: 1097-1858 (253 amino acids)
Biological process (GO): immune response
Cellular component (GO): membrane
Molecular function (GO): receptor ligand activity; tumor necrosis factor receptor binding
Source: RefSeq, a predicted model, not a curated record